Molecule: messenger RNA, 447 nt
Organism: Thlaspi arvense
Lineage: Eukaryota; Viridiplantae; Streptophyta; Magnoliopsida; Brassicales; Brassicaceae
Source: the annotation of a GenBank genome assembly
GAGAGAAACAUGGCAUCUUUUGCAACCAUCGCCGCCGUUCAACCCUCCUCCGCCGUGAAAGGACUCGGAGGCAGCUCUCUCGCCGGAGCUAAGCUCUUCAUCAAACCUUCUCGCCAAAGCUUCAAACCCAAAUCCACAAGAGCUGGUGCUGUGGUGGCUAAGUACGGAGACAAAAGUGUAUACUUUGAUUUAGAAGAUUUGGGUAACACAACAGGACAAUGGGAUUUGUAUGGAUCUGAUGCUCCUUCUCCUUAUAACCCACUUCAGAGCAAGUUCUUUGAGACAUUUGCUGCUCCUUUCACAAAGAGAGGUUUGCUUCUCAAGUUUUUGAUUCUUGGAGGAGGCUCUUUGCUUACUUAUGUCAGUGCUUCUUCUACCGGCGAUGUUCUUCCCAUCAAGAGAGGUCCUCAAGAGAAGCCUAAGCUCGGUCCUCGCGGCAAGCUCUAA